Messenger RNA from Racocetra persica, 651 nucleotides. NCBI's taxonomy places the organism in Eukaryota, Fungi, Glomeromycota, Glomeromycetes, Diversisporales, Gigasporaceae. The record is from the annotation of a GenBank genome assembly.
AUGCAUUCUUUUGACAUUUCUAACUUUUGGUUGACAUAUUUACCGCCUUGGCCGCUAAGUGCUCCUACUCAACCCUUAACUAUAAUCAUUCCACUUAUUGUAACUAUGUGCGGCUUAGUUUUGACCCCUUAUUUCUUGAGGAAUAAAGCUAUUGACGGUAUGGUAUAUGAAGAACCGUUAAUAGUUCAGAAGAAUACGGACUAUAAAAUAAUCCGAAAUAAAAGAUAUCGAAUUGUUUACAUUCCUCACCAACUUGGAUCUAUAGUACCUUUAGUAGUACUUAUACAUGGAAUCGGUGGCCAGGUUGCACAGUGGGAAUAUCAGUUAGAAUAUUUUUCUUCCACUGCAAAUGUAUUGGCUAUUGAUUUAUUAGGAUGUGGAAAAAGUUAUAUUUCAAAAAGAUCGGAUGAUUACAAAACAGAAUCUUUGGUCGAUGAUCUGGAAGAACUUUUGAAACUUUAUCCUAGUGAAACUAUGGUAUUCGUUUGUCAUUCAUAUGGUUGUUGCCUAGGUACAUUCUUAUAUCAACGAUUCAAAAGUACUGUUAAAGCUAUAACAUUCGUUUCGGUUAAAGCUGAUAUAAGUGAAAAAGAAUUAUUACAACGAAAAAAAAUUCAAUCCUACCCUGAUAUAUUUUUUGAUGCUUUCCGC